Messenger RNA from Camponotus floridanus (Florida carpenter ant), 1402 nucleotides. RefSeq names its product kynurenine formamidase (gene KFase). The transcript has 10 exons. Lineage: Eukaryota; Metazoa; Arthropoda; Insecta; Hymenoptera; Formicidae. The record is from RefSeq and is a predicted model, not a curated record. Gene Ontology annotation, cellular component: cytoplasm. Bases 445 to 1338 code for a protein of 297 amino acids. Gene Ontology annotation, molecular function: arylformamidase activity.
AGCAGCGCUAUUGUAUUUCGUUGGGAAAGCAUUAGUCGGAGCGAUAUAGCCAGCUGUUUGAGUCAUCUCGUAGAACAGCGCGUCCGGGCCAUCUCGUUAUCUUCCGCUCAGGUCGACAAAUUUCGAAUGGAAUUUUGACAAUGCGAUACGAACUGGUCAGGUGAGAGCGUUGCUAUGAAUCAGCUCAAGAAUUUUUGACCGUACACGAUGGGUUUCUCUUACCUGCGGUCUGCGGGUAGGCGUCGACGCGGCACGAUUCUCGAUACAUCAGCUGGCACGGGUACCUGUAGCUCCACUCUAUCUUUCUCUCGGUCGAGGGGAACGAGGUGACACGCAAAGCCAAGAAAGUGCUUGGAGAGGUAUCCCUGAAGCAGUUUCUAACGAGCCUCGCUGUGAAUAACAAUCCGCAAUAUUUCUGAAGAGUCAGCAGACUGUUGAUCGAGGAUGGCUACGUCUGAACGCGAACGAUUGUAUACCCCGAGCGAAUGGAGUAAACGAUAUGGAUCCGAAGAGUUGCGUCAGCAAUUCUUUACAUUUUGCGCAAAAAUUACGGGAAAGGUUCAGAAAACUAUAAAAUGCGAACUAAAUGUGCCAUAUGACACCACGGAGCGUACAAAAUACGAUAUAUACGGCACCGAUUUACCUGAAGAUGCACCAAUAUUUGUCUUUAUCCAUGGUGGAUAUUGGCAGGAAUUCAGCAAGGAUUUAUGUGGAUUCGCGGUACCCUUGUUUGUUGAAAACAAAAUCAAAGUAAUCACAAUUGAAUACGAUCUGUGUCCGAAUGUUAAACUUGAAGAUAUAGUAGCGCAGAUAAAAUCGGCAGUCGAACAAAUAUUAAAAUAUGCAGCCGAUUCGGGCUCCAAACGCAUAUGUAUUGCUGGACAUAGUGCUGGGGCGCAUUUGGCUGCAACUUUGUUGCAUGAUGACGAUUGGAUCAAUCGCAUGACGCAGGAAGGAUAUUUUGCACUAUUAAAGGAAAUCGUUCUAAUAGGUGGCAUUUAUAACAUAAAACCUCUAGUUGACAUCAGUUUUGGGAUAGCUCUUCAGCUCACUGAAAAGGAAAUUAAAAACUGGAGUUUGCUUACUCUUAAUGAAGCGAAAGAUUGUCAUAUCAAUGGCUUGAAAGUUAUCGUGACUGUAGGGGAAUGUGAUUCUCCUGUAUUUAUAAACGAAUCACGCGAAUAUGCCAAGAAAAUUAUUCCUAUAGUGGAUAAUGUGGAAUAUUUGUUACUUCGAAACAACAUUGAUCAUUUUGAUAUAGUGGAGAAACUUUUGGAUCCAAAUUAUCAUCUCGCUAAAUUAAUAAUAAAAUGUCUUCAACCUGAUAUGACUAUUUGAAGAAUAUAAAGCUAAAACAUUUUAUGUUAGAAUACGCUACAAUAUUUCUUAUAAGACGUUAUGU